AUGAUUGAAACCGAGAUAAACGGGGACACCACAUCCAUUAUAAACCGCUGGCAGCACCUGAAGGCUCUUCAUCAGCAAUUUUGUCUGCGAUGGAAGGAGGAAUACCUCAAGGAACUCCAUAAGCGGAAUACAAGAAUUCUUCGUGCCGGGGACAUGGUGGUUGUCAAGGAAGACAACCUUCCAUCCAUUAAUGUUAAAUCCCGAGUCUGUCUCAUUACAAAGAGGUAUGUGUUGGUGCUCGUGUGCUUCGUCACCAAAGCCAUCCAUUUAGAGCCUACGUCCGACCUUACGACUGAGAAGUUUAUCGCCACUUUCGCUCGUUUCGAGGAUGCCCCCGAAAAGGAAGGCCUACUCUCCUCGAUUUUCUCCAAGCUCUCAAAGAAGCUGCGACGGGUGCCUAUAGUCAUCAGCAGCUGCUCUGGCAGUUCAUUCCUCCGGGAGCCACCCACAUGGGAAGCUUGUGGGAGGAAGGCGUUAAUAGCUUCAAGGCCCUGUUUUGUCUACCGCCACGCGAAAAUACACGUUCGAAGAGCUGACUAUCUGGCUAGCAUCGAAGCAAGCCUGAAUUCCCAUCCACUCGCGCCGAUGUCCGAAGAACCCGCUGACCUGUUGGCAUUUACGCCUGGGCACUUUCUUGUUGGAUGGCCUCUUCUCGCCAUGAUUGAAACCGAGAUAAACGGGGACACCACAUCCAUUAUAAACCGCUGGCAGCACCUGAAGGCUCUUCAUCAGCAAUUUUGUCUGCGAUGGAAGGAGGAAUACCUCAAGGAACUCCAUAAGCGGAAUACAAGAAUUCUUCGUGCCGGGGACAUGGUGGUUGUCAAGGAAGACAACCUUCCAUCCAUUAAGUGGCAGAAUUGA
Molecule: messenger RNA, 861 nt
Organism: Drosophila rhopaloa
Lineage: Eukaryota; Metazoa; Arthropoda; Insecta; Diptera; Drosophilidae
Exons: 2
Coding region: 1-861 (286 amino acids)
Molecular function (GO): nucleic acid binding
Source: RefSeq, a predicted model, not a curated record